ACACACACACACACACACACACAACCAACACAUGCACACACUGCUCGCUCACACACUCGCAUGCUCAGCUCGCAGCAGCCUGCCGGAGCUCCCGACACGUGCACGCACAUCUCUAGCAGUCCGCACUCCUCCGUUUUCCUGCUCCAUUCUCUUUUCUACCAAACACACACACACACACACACACUCUCUCUCUGUCUCUCUCUCUCUCUCUCUCUCUCUCUUUCCCUCUCUCUCUCCCUCUCUCACACACACACACACACACACACACAGAAAGCGAUGAGGCUUUAUUUCUGAACAAGCCCUCGACAGAGGAGACGUCGCAGCCGGAUCGGGAGACUGACGCUCGAUGGAUUACGUUUUUUUCCCCGCUCCGAAGGCAGACCUCAUCUUUUCCAUGACACCAUGAACCCGAGCUUGGGGACACGGGGGCUGAAAGAGUAACGAGUUGGAAGAAACCGGCGUAAGAAGAAGAAAGGCGAGAGCGCUAGAAAAGCCGGACCGUGAAGAUGCCGAAACGGAGAAGCGAGAUGCAGAGAGACGUGUGGACUCGGAUCGUGCUGGCGUGGAUUACCUGUGUAUGCUUCGGCUCCUCGGCGCCGUUUGUCAACCAGUCACGAAGUUUAGAAACGAGCCAGAGUUCAGAAAGUGAGACUUCCCAGCUGGAAGGACGACACGUCCUCCAUAGGGCCAAAAGAGGAUGGGUUUGGAAUCAAAUGUUCGUGCUGGAGGAAUUCUCUGGACCUGAUCCGAUCCUUGUUGGCAGGCUCCACACAGAUCUAGACGUGGGGAAUAAGAACAUCAGGUACGUUCUGGCCGGAGAAGGAGCAGGGACCAUCUUCGCCAUCAAUGAGCUGACGGGCGACAUCCACGCCAUGAAGAGGCUGGACCGCGAGGAGAAGGCGGAGUACACGCUCACGGCACAGGUCAUCAACCGAGACACCAAUGAGCCGCUGGAGCCUCCGUCAGAGUUCAUCAUCAAAGUGCAGGACAUCAAUGACAAUCCGCCACAGUUCAUCGAGGGGCCGUACCAGGGCUCGGUGCCCGAAAUGUCACCCGUUGGAACCUCGGUGACGCGGGUCACAGCCACGGACGCAGACGAUCCGGUGUACGGGAACAGCGCCAAACUGGUGUACAGCAUUCUGGAAGGACAGCCGUAUUUCUCCAUUGAUCAAAACACCGCAAUCAUUAAAGUCGCCCUGGCCGGGAUGGAUCGAGAGAUGAGGGAGGAUUAUCUGGUGGUCAUUCAGGCUAAAGACAUGGGUGGUCACAUGGGGGGAUUAUCUGGGACCACCACAGUCACCGUAAUGCUGACGGACAUUAACGAUAACCCGCCCAAAUUUUCCAAAGGCUCGUACGAGUUCACCAUCUCCGAAGACCUCGGCAUGGGAAAACCCGGAGGACGAGUGAAAGCGAACGACCGAGACAUCGGGGAAAACGCGAAAUCGACGUACAGUAUCAUAGCGGGAGACGAGAAGGACGUGUUCGAGAUCGUGACUGACGCUCAGACUCAGGAGGGAAUCCUCACUCUGAAAAAGGCUGUGGACUUUGAGAGUAAAAACUUUUACAACCUGACGGUGGUGGCGACCAACAUUCGGCCUUCAGCGACCGGAGCCCCGUUUAUGGACCAAACGACGAUCAAAGUCAUUGUAGAGGACGCGGACGAGCCGCCCGUCUUCACAAAGUCCACUUAUGUGUUUGAAGUGCAUGAGAAUGCCGCCAUUAACACCGUCGUCGGAACCGUUACAGCCCGAGACCAGGACGCUACACGCAGCCUCAUCAGGUACUCGAUCGAUCGGCACACAGAUCUGGAGAGGCAGUUCAAUAUCCAUGUGGACGACGGGAAGAUCACGUUAGCCAAACCGCUGGACAGAGAGACCGAUACGUGGCACAACAUCACCGUGACGGCUACAGAAGUCCGGAACCACAGCCAGAUCUCCCGAGCGAUAGUGGCCAUCCGAGUGCUGGAUAUAAACGACAACGCUCCUGAAUUUCCCACCGAGUACGAAGCCUUUCUUUGCGAAAACGGCAAACCCGGUCAGGUGAUCCAGACCAUCAGCGCUGUGGACAGAGACAAUCCGGCUCAAGGACACAUGUUCCACUACAGACUGGAGAUGCUGAACAACCCGAACUUCACCAUUAAAAACAACUUAGACAAUUCCAUCAGCAUCUUGGCGAAGCACGACUCGUUUCGCCGUCAGAAACAGGAAGUGUACCUGCUGCCCAUCGUGGUGAGCGACGACGGAGAUCCGCCGAUGAGCAGCACCAACACGCUGACCAUCCGAGUGUGCGGCUGCAGUAAAGACGGCGUGGUUCAGUCGUGUAACGUCGAGGCCUUCGUCCUGCCCAUCGGCCUCAGCAUGGGGGCGCUGAUCGCCAUCCUCGCCUGCAUCAUCCUACUGCUGGUGAUCGUGGUUCUGUUCGUGACUCUGCGGCGGCACAAGAGUGAACCGCUGAUCAUCAAAGACGAGGAGGACGUUCGUGAGAACAUCAUCACGUACGACGACGAGGGCGGCGGCGAGGAGGACACGGAGGCGUUCGACAUCGCCACUCUGCAGAACCCCGACGGCAUCAACGGCUUCCUGCCUCGCAAAGACAUCAAACCCGAGCUGAGCUACAGCAUCCGCGCCGGACUCAGACCUGCGGCCAAUGGCGUCGACAUCGACGAGUUCAUUAACGUCCGGCUCCACGAGGCUGAUAACGACCCGACGGCACCACCGUACGACUCCAUCCAGAUCUACGGCUAUGAAGGUCGAGGAUCGAUGGCUGGAUCUUUGAGCUCGCUGGAAACUUCUUCGUCAGAUUCGGACCAGAAUUUCGAUUAUCUCAGAGAGUGGGGCCCGCGGUUUAGAAGACUCGGAGAGCUCUACUCGGUGGGCGAGAGCGACAAAGAAACUUGAGGCAUUCCUCUUUUUUUUUUCACCUUCAUGAUGUUCGCAUUAUGGUGCUCGCCAGACCACGAUUAAAACGCAUCUGUUUCAACAUGGCGGGAACUUUUUUUGUUUUUUAUUUAUUUUUAUUUUUUGGAAACUGUUAGAGACAAACAUACUAGGGUUAGUCAUCCACAUCAAAGUGCAUAAAGGGGCUGAACUUCACCACCACCACGGUGUCUGUCGUAGGAGGUCACUGAUCCUUGUGGAGUCUUUUAGAUUAAGUGUUUUUGGCUCGUCGUUUGUUCACUGUGACCACCGGUAGGUUCUCGUCGGUCACGUAAAGAGAAAGACGGAAAACGAAAAGGUUUCAGAGAUGUGGAUGAACUUCCGAGGCCUCAAAAUGGUUCCACACGUCUCCUUAACAUCAUCCAGCCAAUCCGAGGAAGAAAGGAACCUUACAAAAUCGACUAAAAAGCAAUAUAUGGUCUACUAUAUUGAAUGUAUGUGUGUAUGUUUAAAGGUGAGAUAAGUGUACAAUAUUGGCUUUAAUAGAUAUUAGUUGAGAUAGCAUUUGAUACCGAGUGGCCGGAUUUCCUGAAAAGCCUCGCGGCUUGCUUUAUACACCACGUUUGUAUUCACGCUCUUAGUGUGUUUCACACUCGAACAUUAGUAGCCUAUAACAGACUGAAGACAAAAAGAGAAAUGUAGAAACAACGAGGCCUUCUUUUUACAGAAGCAAACAUUAAAUACGGUUGUAUUUGAACAUUUUUGGAAACAUCAAUCGUGUUUACUUCACUAGCGUAGUAUGAUUUAUAAAUAUAUGGAUAUUCAUUGUCUGUUUUGUGCUGCGGGUAUAAAAAAAAAACAAUAUGGUGUCAUUUCGGUUUCUCUUUUUCUGCUUUGUUUCAUUUGUCACAGAAAAGCUCUUUUUAUAGUCACUAAUAUCAGAACUACAGUACUGCAGUCCAUGCAGACGUCAACAACGAUCCUGUUUACACCUGGUCAUUCCAUGCCUCUUGUUUUGAGGAUCAGAGACAUAGAUCUGGAGCACCAUUAUCCAUGUAAAAAUGCAGAUGUAAUUAAACCUGUUCAAAAGAGAAUUGAAUGAAAUGACUCAAGAUUACAGAAGGUCUGAGAUGCCAUUUAAGCAGAUGUUAUAUAAGAGUAAACACGUCUGUGCACAAAAGACACACUGGGCAAUGAAAAACCCUCUCGAUAUAUAACGUCAUGACCGACAUCCCGAACAAUAUGUCAUACAUGAAACCCCUUCUGAUAACAUGAUAAAUUACACCUCUUUCGAUAUGUUAGGUCAGAACUUUAACCCCUACCAAUGCAAUACAUCAUAACUGAGAUGUGUCCCAAUAUAUUAAAUCACGACUGAAACCCCUCCUUAAACACAAUGUCAUGACUAAAACUACUUCUUAAACUUAAUGUCAUGACUAAAACUACUUCUUAAACACAAUGUCAUGACUAAAACUACUUCUUAAACACAAUGUCAUGACUAAAACUACUUCUUAAAAACAAUGUCAUGACUAAAACUACUUCUUAAACAUGACGUCAUGACUAAAACUACUUCUUAAAUACAAUGUCAUGACUAAAACUACUUCUUAAACUUAAUGUCAUGACUAAAACUACUUCUUAAACACAAUGUCAUGACUAAAACUACUUCUUAAACUUAAUGUCAUGACUAAAACUACUUCUUAAACAUGACGUCAUGACUAAAACUACUUCUUAAAUACAAUGUCAUGACUAAAACUACUUCUUAAACAUGACGUCAUGACUAAAACUACUUCUUAUUCAGGCUGAUAUAUCUUAUCAUGGCUGAAACCCCUCCUCGUGCAUGAUAUCAUGCCUGAAACCCAUCCCUAUACAUUCCGUCAUAAUCGAAACCCCACCCUAAAAGUUUUGUCGUAACUGAUACCUCUUGCAAUACCUCCUCCAAAUUUCUCAUAACCAAAACCUCUCUUGAUACAUUAUGUCACUACGGACAUGUCUUCCUAUAUUUUAGAUCAUAACGGAAACCACACCUUAUAAAUUACGCCAUAACGGAAACCUAACUGAACCUUGGCCUUGAUCGAUUACGUCAUAAAAUCCCUCCUUAUACAUGAAGUCAUCACUGUAAUCCUUCCUGAUACAAGCUAGCUAGCUUCACAGGACGUUUUUCUCCUUGCUACAUACUUUACACUAUUAAAGACGGUUCGCUCUGGUACAUGAGAACGUUGGCCACGGGAUACCGUAAGACCUUCGUGUCGGCGGUGUGUAAAGGUGAACAUGACAAUCCAGCUACAAAACUCGUGAAAUGAUCAGGUGAAAACGGCGUCCAUGACACUGACUGUGAGUCCACGGAGAAGAGAUACUGUGUGUGUAUAUAUGAAUAUACUGUAUACAGAGUACCAGUGAUCAUUUCAAGCACAACCCCCCCCUCCCCCACCCCACAGACUGUCCAGCGGAUCUGUGUAUAACCCGUCGGUCACGUAGGAACCAUAACCCAUAGACUGCAGACGUGUGUGUAAUGUUCCACACUGUAUGAUAGUAGAGAAGCAGGAGGAAAAAAAAGAGACGUGUACAUAGUCACUGCUGACAUUCUUUAGCUUUCUUUGAGGACAUUUUGUUUAUGCACGUUAGCUCUUGCACAUGGAGAUCUCCGAAUGGCACUACAGCUGCGUGCGUUCCUCCGUUUCAACCGAUCCUCUACACGGCAGUUUUCAGUAGAACCCUCACGACAGACUCACAUGCAGAUCAUAUUUUAUACUGUGCUUUAAUGCUUAUAUACUUGUAUGUUGAAUUAUUUACUCUGCGUAUUGUAAUCUAAGAUACCCAUGUAUUGUUUCCUACUUUGUGAAAUAUAUUUUUAUAAAUAUUCAUGUGGUGGGGC
Molecule: messenger RNA, 5745 nt
Organism: Ictalurus punctatus (channel catfish)
Lineage: Eukaryota; Metazoa; Chordata; Actinopteri; Siluriformes; Ictaluridae
Gene: cdh8
Product: cadherin 8
Exons: 12
Coding region: 507-2897 (796 amino acids)
Biological process (GO): calcium-dependent cell-cell adhesion; adherens junction organization; synaptic transmission, glutamatergic
Cellular component (GO): adherens junction; catenin complex; plasma membrane
Molecular function (GO): calcium ion binding; cadherin binding
Source: RefSeq, a predicted model, not a curated record